Suillus clintonianus is the source of this 1749-nucleotide messenger RNA. RefSeq lists its product as uncharacterized. Lineage: Eukaryota; Fungi; Basidiomycota; Agaricomycetes; Boletales; Suillaceae. The record is from RefSeq and is a predicted model, not a curated record. Bases 1 to 1749 code for a protein of 582 amino acids. The transcript has 3 exons.
AUGACCUCUCCUUGGACGACGUUGGAUUCUACUCCAGGCCGGCGCGUUUUUUGUCGUCCACUCGGAAUCACAGAAACUUCCUUCUAUUGGAAUGGUGCUUGUAACAGCGCCUUAGAUACUGUGAUGCACAUACACCUUCGCACCGCAGAAGCCAAUGAUCGAGACAUUUACUCCCAGUUGAACGUCAUGCGUUCUUGGGCGUCUGUCAAAAGGCGCUUUCCCCUCAUCGCGGCUGAAGUGCAAGAAUGCGAGUCUGGUCCACGCUUCAUUAUACGCGAAGAAACAAUCACGAAUCUUCGACCUGAUGAUGUCACAUUCAUGGACAUUAAUUCCUUCCACCAUGCUGAAUGCUUCAUAAACGACAUUCCGGAUGGGCCUCGGCGCCUUUCAUCUCAGUUACUUGCUCGUGUUUAUGUUUUGCACCGAACAGACAAAAGCGACCAUUUCCACGUCGUGCUUGUAAUCGCCCACUGCAUUACGGAUGCAUCCUCCACGAGCACACUGCUUAGGACAUUCUUUGACACACUGUCAUCUCGGAUUGAACCACCAUACAUUUCUCUGGACGAGAGAGUGCAUAUGUAUCGGGAUUUAGAGAGUCGUUCGGCUUCUGGGGAUCUUCCACUUGUCAAACGACGGUGGAGGCAGGCUUUGGGUUAUGCGAUUCUUUUAGUGCGGACCUCCCAGUUCAAGGGCGGUCAUACCCUCCCUGGAAACUUCAGGCAAUCCACACCUUAUACCCCCGCUAGAUCACGCAUUCACGUCUCAAUAUUUUCGAGAACAGUAUCAUCAACCAUUCUCUCUAAUUGUCGUCGCCAUAACAUUACCAUGAACUCCGCGUAUUAUGCCCUCAGCCAAGUGGCCUUUUCACGCGUUAUAUGUCGACGGUACCUCAAGGGCCAGAUCUCAGAAGAAGAAUGGGAGUACAGGAAGUGCCAACCCAUGCAUGUCCUUGGGCCGUUGAACUUGCGCCCGUAUCAAGAUAAAGACUGGUUUGAGGCGGGCGGCUCGGGCGAUGUUGGUGCCAACGUUGGCCUCGUCCGGUAUGUGCUUCCCUUCAUGCCUCUUGGCGAAAUGUCUAUGGGGGAUGCGAGGAGACUGGAACUCGUCGAUGGGGCACCGGACUUCCCGGCGCUCAUGUCUUUUGAUCGCUUUCUUCUCCGAUGUGCUAAUAUGAAGGUACAAGCCCAGAAGGUGUUCAAGCACCCACGGUUAGUUGAUGUAUGUACCUCCAAUCUGGGACCCAAUCGGGUCGCUUUGACGAGGGAAGUUGCUUUGAAGCUGUUGAGGAUGAGGGACGGCGGUCUCCCACAGGACGGCGAUGAAAGUCUGUCUGUUCAGUCUUUGAGCCCGAUAAUCACACAAGUAGGAUCCACCCUGGGCAAUAUGGAUGAUCUGGUACCUGCAGACUAUCCUCUACCUCCCAAUCACUACCUGUCGCCCCUGUGCAGCACGUCUCAUGCUCAUCGGGCUGGGUAUUUACCGUGGUCACCGCCAGCUGCUGCUUUCGAGGACGCCAAAACACCGCGACUCCAUGUUGAGUACUGGCGCGCCCAUCCUCAAGGGCAUCCCGCCGAGUUGUAUCUUGGUGCAUCAUCUGUGCGCCAGCAGCUGCAAUAUUUUGCGUCCUACGAUCAGCACGUUUACAGUGACGAGAUUGUCAUGGAGUGGAUACGUGAACUGAAGGAUGCGACGCUGUGGUAUUUGGGCCAGUCUCAUGGCAGUGAAAUAUCUUUACAGAGCAAAUUGUAG